UUCCCAGAACAAGUCUUUCUUCCUAGUCCAAAAUCUGAAAAUGACCUCCCAUAAUAAGAAGGAAAGAAGUAAUUGCGUAGAAAUGGAUGAUGCUAAAUUACCAAAAGUUGAGGGUCAAAAAAUGAUCGUGUCUGCGGAUGAAGAAGAUACUAGAUACAGAGAGACUACAAUACUAUCGAAUAUAAAUGAAAACAGUAAUGGAAAUGAGUUAAUCUACUCUAUCAAUGACAGACCACCAUGGUAUUUAUGUAUUAUGCUGGCAUUUCAGCAUUAUAUUUUGGCAUUUGGAGGUAUAAUAGCAAUCCCUCUAAUACUUGCUGAACCAUUAUGUGUAAAACAUGACAAUCAUGUCAAAAGUCAGCUUAUCAGCACCAUAUUUUUUGUCUCUGGCAUCUGUACGUUACUUCAAACAACAUUUGGAACAAGACUUCCUAUUCUUCAAGGGGGUACAUUCAGUUUCAUCACACCAACACUGGCAAUAUUAUCAUUACCUCAAUGGAAAUGUCAAGAUUUUGAAACAGCCGAACGUAAUGGAACCGGGCACAAUUUUACAGUUGAUGCAGAAUCGUGGCAAAAACGAAUUCGAGAAAUUCAAGGUGCGAUACUUGUGGCUUCUACUCUGCAGAUUUUACUCGGUUUCUCUGGACUUAUUGGAUUUUUGUUGAAAUUUAUCGGACCACUUUCAAUUGCACCAACCAUAACACUUAUUGGACUCUCAUUAUUUCAUGAAGCAGGGAAGAAAUGUGGUGCUCACUGGGGGAUAGCUGCUUUAACUAUUGGGUUAAUUGUUUUAUUUUCACAAUACCUGAGAAACAUAGCGUUACCAUUUUUAACCUAUACCAAUGGAAAAUGGAAGAUAAUCAAGUAUCCUGUUUUCAAAUUAUUUCCUGUUUUACUGGGAAUGUGUUUAUCCUGGCUGGUCUGCUAUAUUUUAACAUAUUUUGAUGUACUUCCAAAAAGUCCAACACAUUAUGGAUAUGCUGCUCGGACAGAUAUUAACUCUGAUGCAAUAUCCAGUUCUCCAUGGUUUCAUGUUCCAUAUCCAGGUCAGUGGGGCACUCCUACUGUGAGUCUUUCUUCGGUACUGGGGAUGAUAUCUGGAGUGCUGUCCUCCACCGUAGAAUCUGUUGGAGAUUAUUACACUUGUGCAAGAUUAUCAGGAGCACCUCUUCCACCAACUCAUGCUUUAAACAGAGGGAUUGGAAUGGAAGGAAUUGGAUGUAUUUUAGCUGGGAUAUGGGGAACAGGAAAUGGGACAACAUCAUACAGCCAGAAUAUUGCAGCCUUGGGUAUUACUAAGGUUGGAAGUCGGUUAGUAUUGCAGACUGCAGGAGUUCUUUUAAUUAUCCUUGGACUGUUUGGGAAAUUUGGAGCAAUUUUUCUUACUACACCAGAGCCAGUCAUAGGAGGCAUGUUUAUAGUGAUGUUUGGGAUGAUUGCCGCUGUGGGGAUUUCAAAUCUUCAGUAUGUGGAUUUAAACUCCUCUAGAAACCUUUUCGUUCUGGGAUUCUCAUUGUUCAGUGGUCUUGUCAUUCCAACAUGGUUGGCGGAGAACCCUGGGAUUAUUAAUACAGGUAUAAAGGAAAUUGAUCAAACACUGACUGUGCUCCUCACAACAAAUAUGUUAGUGGGAGGAUUCUUUGGAUGUUUUUUGGAUAAUACAAUACCAGGGUCAGAUGAAGAAAGAGGAACCUCGGCUUGGUAUAAACAAAUGCACGAAAGCAAGACUAAUGGCAGUACAGGACAAUCUUGUUAUGAUCUGCCUUUUGUCACAAAAUACCUUAGAAGACUUUCAUGGAGCCGAUACAUUCCAUUCUUACCAACAUUUCAAAUGGAGAGGAAUUAACUCUGCUCUUCCAGUAGAAUGUUUUCCUUACAUUGCAGUAACGUUUUAUAUAAAAUAAUGUGAAGAUACAA
This is a messenger RNA of Spea bombifrons (plains spadefoot toad), 1917 nucleotides long. RefSeq names its product solute carrier family 23 member 2-like. Lineage: Eukaryota; Metazoa; Chordata; Amphibia; Anura; Pelobatidae. The record is from RefSeq and is a predicted model, not a curated record. Gene Ontology annotation, molecular function: transmembrane transporter activity. The coding region runs from base 41 to 1846 and encodes 601 amino acids. The transcript is spliced from 12 exons. Gene Ontology annotation, cellular component: membrane. Gene Ontology annotation, biological process: transmembrane transport.